Messenger RNA from Arvicanthis niloticus (Nile rat), 1349 nucleotides. RefSeq names its product CXXC repeat containing interactor of PDZ3 domain (gene Cript). Gene Ontology annotation, molecular function: PDZ domain binding; microtubule binding. The record is from RefSeq and is a predicted model, not a curated record. NCBI's taxonomy places the organism in Eukaryota, Metazoa, Chordata, Mammalia, Rodentia, Muridae. Gene Ontology annotation, biological process: cytoplasmic microtubule organization. Gene Ontology annotation, cellular component: dendrite.
GUGCUGGAUAGGCCGGAGCAGGAGGGCAGAGACUACGGAAGCAAGCUGACGUAGCCGGAAGAGGAAGUCGUCUCAGCUGUGUUGUUGAUGUAUUUUGGCAGCUGCUGCUGCUUCUCCUUCACGGGUUGACGGGGGAUCGGGACACCCGGUGGAAGAAUGGUGUGUGAAAAGUGUGAAAAGAAACUUGGCAGAGUUAUCACUCCAGACACAUGGAAAGAUGGUGCCCGGAAUACCACAGAAAGUGGUGGAAGGAAGCUGAACGAAAAUAAAGCUCUGACUUCAAAAAAAGCAAGGUUUGAUCCAUAUGGAAAAAAUAAGUUCUCCACUUGCAGAAUUUGUAAAAGUUCUGUACACCAGCCAGGUUCUCAUUACUGUCAAGGCUGUGCCUACAAAAAGGGCAUCUGUGCAAUGUGUGGCAAAAAGGUUUUGGAUACCAAAAAUUACAAGCAGACUUCUGUGUAGAUAUGUUGAUGAAGAUUCUGACUUUAUGAUUGUACUUUGUGCUUCAACUUUCAAGGCAUAACAUGGAUGUCCAUCUUACAAAAUAACCUAUUUGAAAAUGAAUGAUUCAGUCUGAAGCAGGGAAGUUGAUCAGUAUUGAUUUGUCUGCUCUCACGAAAUUCUGAACAGCAGUGAUAUAACCAGUGUUCUGCCUUAAGUAGUUAUUUUCCUUGCGAGCAUUUUACUGAACUAGAUAAGUGACAGAAUUAAUGGUCCUGACUUCCGUACGCACUGUCUACUCAAAAUAUCUAUAUAAUUAAUGAAUAAGGUGUUUCCAGCUUCUGUACGCACUGUCUACUCAAAAUAUCUGGAUAAUUAAUGAAUAAGGUGUUCCCAGCAUCCGUAUGCACUGUCUACUACAACAUUGUCCAUAGAAUUCUUAACUGAUCCAUGCAUUUUAUUUAUAGAUAUUGCAAAUGUGAAAUUACUGAUCCUUUGCUUGGAAUGUGACAUCCAGACUUCAGAUUUCUGUCUUAUUCACAAACAUCACAGUUCUUAGAAUGAGCAGCACCUUAGUUAAGUGCAUUUUCAUGAGCUGUAAAUGUUUGAGACCGUUAUUGCAGAGUAGUGACCAGUCCUGUUGCAAGUCUAAGACAAGUUGCAUUUUCUAUUUAAAUUUGCUGUUGACGCUAAAGUGCAGUUCCUUUCGAGUGUGACUGAGAACCAUGGGGCCUGACUGUCCAGGCAUGCACUGAAGUUCAGAGACGUGCAUUCUCAGCAUUAUCUUACAUUCAAAUGAGGAUAGAUUUCUUCUGUUUUGGAAUGUUCUUUGAAGCAGGAAACAAAACUUUCGUUAACAUCCCCCAACCCCUCUGCCACUCCCUCAGAAAUAAAGCAAGCAUCCUGGC